Messenger RNA from Paramecium pentaurelia, 843 nucleotides. The record is from the annotation of a GenBank genome assembly. Lineage: Eukaryota; Ciliophora; Oligohymenophorea; Peniculida; Parameciidae.
AAUGAAAUAUUCAAACAAUCCAUAAUUUCAAUCUAUAGAAAAGGUUAGGAGAGGUACUUUGAUAUUUUUAAUCCACUUAGAAUCUCCAUAAACUGAUAGGUUAAAAAAUUUAACUGAGAAGUGGUCAAAUUUAAAAUAAGGAUUGGAUAAAGAAAAAAAUGACAAAAAAGAAUUAGUAGAAUAACACAUCCAAAGAAUAGAAUCACUUUUGAAUUAAGAAAGACCUAAGGAAGAAUAAAAGUUCAAGACUUUAAAAGACCAUUUGUUAAAAUUACAAGAUUAAGUUUAUUAAGAAAAAAAUGAUAGAGAAUUAUUUGAUGAAUUAAAAUAGAAAGAUCUAAGGAAUUUUGAAGAACAAUUAACUUAGCAAGUGGAAGACGAAAAAAGUGUAUAUAUUUGAAUUUGUAAUUAGAACAAAAGAAAAUUAGAAUUAUAAUUAUUAAAAUAAAUUGAAGAAAGGUUUAACAGUCUAAAUUCAAAUUUAUAAUAGAACAAUGGAAAUUGUAAAGAUAAAACAAAUAAAUUAUUAUAAAGCAUUAAUUUAUAAAUGAGUGAAUUGAAAUAUUUAUUAGAAGGAGAAACUCAAAAUAGAGAAGAUUCAUAGAAUAAUUUAAUUGAAUAAAUAGAUAACUAAAUUAAUGCAUUUUAAGAUAUGUUACAUGUAGAAAGAUAAAUUAGGGAUGAAACCUAAAAGAAAAUAUUUAAUAUGAUAGAAGAUAUACAUUAAAGAAUUCAGACUGAAUUAAGAAGUGAAAAACAAUAAAGAGAAUCUAUGGCAGAUUAAUUAUUGAGACUAUUAGAAGACACAUGUGUGAGAAUUGAUGAAUAGUUUAAUAAUUGAAA